CUCGAAAUACAAAUUACAAUGAAGUAAAUAUAUUUAUUCCUGCAGCAGGUGUUUUAUAAUUCUCAAAAGGGUUCAAGCUAGCAGCGACCACUAUCUUUCAUAAUGGCCACAGAGGACUUUGAAAGUUUUGAGCUUAAAGACGCCGGAGAAUCCGCGCCAUUCAUCCCUUCAAGUGAUUCCGAAUAUGUGGAGCUAAAGAAAGAUGGCUCGGAUUUACAGAUGGAUGUCGGGCCCCUUGCUUGGACCCAAUGUGCCGCCAGCUUCUGUCUUUCCAUGGGAACUUGGGGUGUAGGGAAUUCAUAUGGUCCAAACUCCAUCCUAUACAUAAAAAUAAGACUCACAUGAAGCUGAUGAAAUAACCAGGGGUUUUCCAGACAUACUAUGUCAAGACAUUCCCGGAACUCUCUCCUUCGACCAUCUCAUGGAUCGGGUCCAUUCAAUUAUCUGUUGAAAUCCUUCUAGGUACCAUCGUAGGACCGUUAUACGAUUAUGGAUACUUACGGAGUCUCGUUUUCGUUGGCUGUUUCUUGUCGGUGCUGGGGAUGAUACUCACCAGUUUUUCGACGCAAUACUGGCAGUUGGUCUUCUCACAGGGCGUGCUGGUUGGAAUUGGAAAUGGCUGUUUGUUCAUCCCAAGCUUUACCGUCCUGCCAAACUAUUUUGAAAAGAAACGAGCUUUAGCUAUAGGUAUUGCGCAGUCCGGGAGUGCAUUAGGUAUCCCUCACUUGUCGCGUACAGUACACCUCAAGACUUGCUAACCAGGUCCAGGAGGGGUAUUCUCCCCAAUGCUAUUCCGUGCCCUAGAGCCCAGAAUUGGUUUCCGCUGGACAGUCCAGAUCUUCGCACUUAUAAUGUUCACGAUCUUCAUCCUCCCAGUAUUGGGUUUGCGCAUGAGAUUCCGACCAUCAGAGGCAAGGAAAUUGCUCGAUUUGAAGGCUUGGACGGAACUACCUUUUUUUCUGACAGGACUCUGCUUCUUCAUUUUAUUCCUUGGUGUGGACAUCCCGGCUUUUUAUAUCCAGCUUUACGGGAUCAGGAAGCACAUACUCAGCGAUCAUUUCGCAUCUUAUCUUUUACCUCUUCUGAAUACCGGCUCACUAUUUGGAAGAAUCGUAAGUUUGACUCACAACCACUCCAUCCGAUUACUCCUAAUAUAACCAGAUACCCUCCUACAUCGCAGACCAAGCCGGUGUCUUCAACAUCACAGCUAUCUGCAUCUUGCUAUCUGGCAUUCUCGGCUUCGCAUGGAUCGGCGUGGGCAGCAUAUACAGUCUCUUCCUUUUUGCGGUCGUUUUCGGUUUCUUUUCUGGUGCAAUAUCAAGUUUAUCGCUGAAUCUUACGGUGGCGUUAUCGCCGGAUCCGGGGCUCUUGGGUGUAAGGUUGGGUAUGUUGUUGAUUCCUUCUGCUAUGGGACUUCUGUUGGGGAAUCCGAUUGCGGGCGCGUUGGAUGAGUCGGGGAAGUGGGUACGGUUGCAGUUGUUUACUGGUGGGGUUCUUGUUGUUGCUGCUGGUCUUGUUGUUAUUGUUAGAGUGCUUUUGUAUGGGAAGAGUUGGGAGAAGAAAUGCUGAGAGUCUGUUUUGAGAACAAAAUGAUACCUAGGAAAGAUAGAAAUAGAAAGGUACAAAUGA
Molecule: messenger RNA, 1629 nt
Organism: Hymenoscyphus albidus
Lineage: Eukaryota; Fungi; Ascomycota; Leotiomycetes; Helotiales; Helotiaceae
Source: the annotation of a GenBank genome assembly